GGGAGGAGGAGGAGGAGGGGGAGGAGGAGGAGGAGGAGGAGAAAGUCAGUGAAGUGAAGCUGGAGGAGGAGACCAGCGACAGACCCAUCAGCUCGGCCUUCUGUGACGUGGCCUCCUCAGAAUCUCCUCACCUGUGGGGGAGGACGAGUGGUGGAGCAGUGGGGGAGUGUGAGGGUGAUGAAGAGGAGGCAGCAGAGGAGGAAGAUGGGGACGGUCUGAGCUCCAGUCCUGGGAAAACCGCUCUGCGCCGCGUGGAGACGGACGGCGUUCCCCCUGAGGAGGAGCCAGACGCCAAGGUGUCCAGCCUGACGUGUGAAGUGUGCGGAGCUCAGUUUGGGACCAAACGAGGACUGUCCAUCCACGCCCGCUCCCACCUGCGUCAGCUGGGCAUCAGCGUGUCAGAGGGCGGCGGCUCUUCCAUCAAACUGCUCUACCAAAUCGCCAAGGAGCGCAACAUGGUCUCCCCCCACCCUAGGUCCAGUUCGGCCAAGACCCCGUCCAACCCCCUCCCUCAGAAACAUGAGUUUCUGGACGACAUGGACGUAGACGAAAAACCAAUCCCUCUCUCCGUCCUGGCCAAAGCAGCCAAGGCCGUGCCCCCCCCCUCCUCCCCGACAUCCAGGUCCUCUCCUGCUGCCUCUCCAGCGGUGCCGUAUUCUGGCCCCCCCCCCUCGGUGGUGAGGAAAGCCCCCAUCUCCUCUCUGCUGCCUGUGUCUUCCCAUAUCCGCUCCCUGGAGCACAGGGUCGUGGGGAUGAAAAGUUUGACCUCUAACCUCACCGGUCCAGCCUCGAUGACCACAACCAAACCCCUGUGGGCCCCCCAGGAGAGCGACGCGCCGCUCAACCUGACAGUGGACGUGGACCCCGACAAGGACAUAGUCUGCCAGCUGUGCGGCGCCUGGUUCGAGACCAGGAAAGGACUGUCGAGCCACGCCCGGGCCCACCUGCGCCACUUUGGCGUGGAGUACCUGGAGUCCAAAGGCUCGCCCAUCGACCUCCUGCAGGAGCUCAUGGACAGCGAGGACUUCAAGCUCAAGGCCAACGAGGUGCAGCUGGACGGAGAAACAGCCACGCUCUCCUCCCCCAAGCAGCCCCCCCUGAGCCUCUCCUCCUCCUGCUCCUCCCCUCCGUCCCUCCUGUACAAGGUGACCGCGGCCGGAGGUGGGUCGACAUCCAAAUCUACCUCUGCCUCCUCUGGACUGGGCCCACCCCCCAAACGCCUCAAGUCUUCUUCCAUGCAGCUGUUCCGUCUGAGCAGUGGAGAACUCAUGGCCCUGCCACAAAGUGAACCUCCUAAGGAGAUCGGCUGUGAGUACUGCGGGGAGUACUUUGAGAACCGUAAGGGUCUCUCCAGCCACGCCCGCUCCCACCUGAGGCAGAUGGGCAUCACGGAGUGGCCGGUCAACGGCUCCCCCAUCGACACCCGGAGGGAGGUGAUGCUCAAAAGAGGAGUGAGCGCCACCUCUGACCGGGGAGUGAAGAAAGAAUCCGGCCGCGGAGCCAAGAGCCCCCAGUAUCCACGCCCGCUCCCACCUGAGGCAGAUGGGCAUCACCGAGUGGACUAUAAACGGCUCCCCCAUCGACACCCUGAGGGAGGUGAUGCUCAAAAGAGGAGUGAGCGGCACCUCUGA
This is a messenger RNA of Cynoglossus semilaevis (tongue sole), 1631 nucleotides long. RefSeq names its product protein Wiz-like. Gene Ontology annotation, molecular function: DNA-binding transcription factor activity, RNA polymerase II-specific; RNA polymerase II cis-regulatory region sequence-specific DNA binding. The transcript is spliced from 6 exons. Gene Ontology annotation, cellular component: nucleus. Gene Ontology annotation, biological process: regulation of transcription by RNA polymerase II. NCBI's taxonomy places the organism in Eukaryota, Metazoa, Chordata, Actinopteri, Pleuronectiformes, Cynoglossidae. The coding region runs from base 456 to 1631 and encodes 391 amino acids. The record is from RefSeq and is a predicted model, not a curated record.